Marmota monax (woodchuck) is the source of this 565-nucleotide messenger RNA. It is a transcript of the gene Guca2b, whose product is annotated as guanylate cyclase activator 2B. NCBI's taxonomy places the organism in Eukaryota, Metazoa, Chordata, Mammalia, Rodentia, Sciuridae. The transcript is spliced from 3 exons. The record is from RefSeq and is a predicted model, not a curated record. Gene Ontology annotation, molecular function: guanylate cyclase activator activity. Gene Ontology annotation, cellular component: extracellular region. Bases 34 to 369 code for a protein of 111 amino acids.
GGACAGCAGCAGCGAGAACACAAAAGGACAGAGAUGGACAGCAGGACUGUGUUAGGGCACCUGCUGGGGGCAGCUGUGGGUCUCCUGCUUCUGCUGCAGAGCACACAGUCAGUCCACAUCAAGUACCAAGGCUUCGAGGUCCAGCUGGAGUCGGUGAAGAAGUUGAGCGCCCUGGAGGGGCAGCAGGAACCCAGCCCUCACCUGCAAACCAAGAGCCUCCUGCCCUCUGUGUGCCACCACCCAGCUCUGCCCCAGGACCUCCGGCCCAUCUGCACCUCCCAGGAAGCUGCCAGUAUCUUCCAGACCUUGAGGACCAUCGCCAAUGAUGACUGUGAGCUGUGUGUAAAUGUCGCCUGCACCGGUUGCUGAGAUGUCCCUGGGAGCCUUGAGCUCACCCUGGAUGCCUGGCCCCUCACACUCAAGCAGAGGCUCCUGGCCACUACAGUCGUCACCACCCUCCCAGGCCAGAGCAGCUCAAUCAGGUGCAAAGCAAUGGGACACAAGAUUGAGAAGCGUUUGGCCCCCAGGGUUCCCUGCUCCUGAAUAAACUCUCCAUUCACAUGGA